Molecule: messenger RNA, 1819 nt
Organism: Centruroides sculpturatus (bark scorpion)
Lineage: Eukaryota; Metazoa; Arthropoda; Arachnida; Scorpiones; Buthidae
Product: short transient receptor potential channel 2-like
Exons: 3
Biological process (GO): calcium ion transmembrane transport; GPI anchor biosynthetic process
Cellular component (GO): membrane; glycosylphosphatidylinositol-N-acetylglucosaminyltransferase (GPI-GnT) complex
Molecular function (GO): calcium channel activity
Source: RefSeq, a predicted model, not a curated record
AAUAAGAGAGAAUAUUAAGAUGGUGGGCUGGUCUAAAGCAGUGAAAAGUACCUUUCUAUGUAGAUGAUCUACAAUAAAUAAUAUUGCCUUUCUUAGUUUUGAGAUUGCACUUUACUUCUCUGAAUACCACAAUCAUUUCUUCUAUUCACUUUCUUCACAUCUCUCUCUUAAUAAAACUUUGCUGCAGCAAGAAAAUAUUAUUUUUAAUAUUUUUUGUUUUGUGAUAUUUAUUUCUAUUUAUCUUUAAAGGAUGGAGCAAUACCAUUAGCAUGUGCUGCAAGUACAGGUCAUUAUAAUAUUUUAAAAUAUUUAUUAACUAAAGAACAUGACUCAAUGGCUUUAAUAGAAACUAGAAAGUUUCUAGUAGAUAUAAUGGCUUGUGGAAAACAGUAUGAAAAUAUGCCAAUUUUGGAAUUUAUAAUAGCAUCACCUGCACCAGUAGAUACAGCUGUAAAAAUGGCUCGAAGCUACCAAUUGCUUGCUUUUAGAGAGAAAGAACGAUCACGUGAUUUAGAAAGGGCAGCAUUGUUUUGUCAAAAUAUGGCUUUUGAUUUGCUUUCCGUUAUUUCAAGUAGUGAAAAUGUUGGAACUGUUUUGCGUGCAUUGGAUUCUCGAAGUAUGCCAUUUUUGGAUGUUCUGAUCGAACUUCAAUUAAAAGAAGUAGUAGCACACCCUGCCGUACAAAGCUACCUGUCCGAACAGUGGAUGGGUAAUUUAACUUGGGCCACAUGGAAGAUUUUAUUAUUGUUUUUACUUUUUCUUGUGUGCCCACUCACAUGGCUUGCAUUUACCUUUCCACUUAAUCAUAAAUACGCUGAUACUCCAAUCAUGAAAUUUAUGUCAUAUCUAGUAUCUCAUAUAUUUUUCAUACUUAUUGUUUGCUUUACAGUAAUUAAUCCUUGGUUUCCCAUAUGGACAUCCACCACUCUUUAUCCCCAUCCACAUGAAUGUGCAUUAGUAAUAUGGCUUGCUGGACUCCUGGUAGCAAAUUUUACAAAUCCAAGAGAUCGUGAAGGUCUUGGUUGGAUCAAAGCAGCCAUGUUAAUAUUAGGAAUAUGUGCUAUUGCUGUACACUUAUUUGGAUUUUUAUUUUCUGAUGAGAAAACUAGACAAAUUAUUAUAUACAUUAGAAAUCAAUUCUUGGCAUUUUUGCUGUUACUUGGAUUCUUAGAAUUUCUAAAUUUCCUCACAUUUCAUCAUUUGUUUGGACCAUGGGCAGUCAUCAUUCAAGAUUUAAUGAAAGAUUUACUUCGGUUUUUGGCCAUUUUGACAAUAUUUUUAACAGGUUUCUCACUUCAUUUAUGUGCUGUCUAUCAACCAGUUUUUCCACCCGAAGAAGGAAUAACAUUGCCCACAUAUGGUCAAGAAUUUCAAUCACCCAUUAACACAUUUGAAAUGUUGUUUUUUGCAUUAUUUGGUUUAGUAGAACCUGACUACAUGCCACCUCAGCAUUUAAGUCCAGGAUUUGCUAAAGUUAUUUUAAAAAUAGUAUUUGGAGUAUACAUGAUGGUUACUGUAGUCGUAUUAAUCAACUUACUUAUAGCUAUGAUGUCUAACACAUAUCAAAGAAUUGAAGCUCAGUCAGAUACGGAGUGGAAGUUUGGAAGAGCAAAACUAAUAAGAGAUAUGAAUAAAAUGCUUCCAUCACCAUCACCAAUGAACAUUAUUGCAGUGUUCCCUUAUAUGUUUAAAAAAUUAGUUGAAAAAUGCAAAGGGAAAAAACAAUCAUUGUAUAGUAAAGGUAUAGAUUUACCUGGAGGAAAGGGACCACGACUCUGGUUUCGGAAAAAGGCAUCAAGACAGCAAGUAGUACCUGUGG